CACCCACAGGCCCUCAAACCGGUUGAAGGAACAGAGUCAACCACACACAGCAACCAGCUCCGAGAAAAGCUUUAUUCUACUGCAUUUUCCUUUGUGAUACUAUUAUACUAUAGAAAAGAUGGCCGACGAAACAAUGGGAGAGGAUGUGGAGACCUUCGCGUUCCAGGCGGAGAUCGCGCAGUUGAUGUCGCUGAUCAUCAACACCUUCUACAGCAACAAGGAGAUCUUCCUGCGAGAGCUGAUCUCGAACUCGUCCGACGCCCUCGACAAGAUCCGCUAUGAGUCCCUCACGGAUCCUUCCAAAAUCGAGAACUGCAAGGACCUCUACAUCCGCAUCGAGUCCGACAAGGAAAACCGCACUUUCACCAUCAUUGACACUGGCGUCGGCAUGACCAAGGCCGACCUGGUCAACAACCUGGGUACCAUCGCCAAGUCGGGCACCAAGGCCUUCAUGGAGGCGCUGCAGGCUGGCGCCGACAUCUCGAUGAUCGGUCAGUUCGGCGUGGGCUUCUACUCCGCCUACCUGGUGGCCGACAAGGUCGUCGUGACCUCCAAGCACAACGACGAUGAGCAGUACACUUGGGAAUCUGCUGCAGGAGGCUCUUUCACCGUUCGUCCAGAGAAGAACGACGUUCUUGCACGCGGCACCAAGAUCACACUGUACCUGAAGGAGGACCAGACGGAGUACGCUGAGGAAAGGAGGAUCAAGGAGGUGGUGAAGAAGCACUCGCAGUUCAUUGGCUAUCCAAUCAAACUUCUGGUUGAAAAGGAGCGAGAUAGGAUUGUUCCUGAUGAAGACGAGGACGAGGAAGGCAAGGAGAAGAAGGAAGAGGAGGAAGAAAAGGCUGACAAACCCCAGGUAGAGGACGUCGGUGCUGACGAAACUGCUGACAGCCUCCUUGCUAAGGCCAAGAAGACCAAGACGAUCAAGGAAAAGUACACAGAAGAUGAGGAGCUCAACAAGACCAAGCCUCUGUGGACCCGAAACGCAGACGACAUCUCGGUGGAGGAGUAUGGAGAGUUCUACAGGUCCCUGACCAACGACUGGGAGGACCACUUGGCCGUGAAGCACUUCAGCGUGGAGGGCCAGCUGGAAUUCCGUGCCCUGCUCUUCGUGCCGCGCCGCGCUCCCUUCGACCUGUUUGAGAACAGGAAGCAGAAGAACAAGAUCAAGCUGUACGUGCGCCGUGUGUUCAUCAUGGACAACUGCGAGGAGCUUAUCCCAGAUUACCUCAACUUCAUGACGGGCGUCGUCGACUCCGAGGAUCUGCCUCUCAACAUCUCUCGCGAGAUGCUUCAGCAGAACAAGAUCCUUAAGGUCAUCAGGAAGAACUUGGUGAAGAAGGCGUUGGAGCUCUUCGAGGAGCUGAUGGAAGACAAGGACUCCUUCAAGAAAUUCUAUGACAACUUCUCCAAGAACAUCAAGCUGGGUAUCCACGAGGACUCGACCAACCGCAGGAAGCUCGCCGAACUCCUGCGCUUCUACACGUCGGCCUCCGGCGACGAGAUGUCCUCCCUGAAGGACUACGUGUCCCGCAUGAAGGAGGACCAGAAGCAGAUUUACUACAUCACCGGCGAGAGCAGGGACGCCGUCUCGAACUCUGCCUUCGUCGAGAGGGUCAAGAACGGAGGCUUCGAGGUCAUCUACAUGACUGACCCCAUCGACGAGUACUGCAUCCAGCAGCUGAAGGAGUACGACGGCAAGCAGCUCACCUCCGUCUCCAAGGAAGGCCUCGAACUUCCCCUGGACGACGAGGAGAAGAAGAAGGUCGAGGAGAAGAAGAAGAUGCUCGAGAACCUGUGCAAGGUAAUGAAGGACAUCCUGGACAAGCGCGUUGAAAAGGUGGUGGUGAGCAACCGCCUGGUGACCUCUCCGUGCUGCAUCGUGACCUCCCAGUACGGGUGGACCGCCAACAUGGAGCGCAUCAUGAAGGCCCAGGCGCUGAGGGACACCUCGACCAUGGGCUACAUGGCCGCCAAGAAGCACCUGGAGAUCAACCCCGACCACACAAUCAUCGAAACCCUGAGACAAAAGGCCGAUGCUGACAAGAACGACAAGUCUGUGAAGGAUCUCGUGAUGCUGCUGUUCGAAACCUCUCUCCUGGCUUCCGGCUUCAGCCUCGAGGACCCCGGCGUUCACGCCUCCAGGAUCUACAGGAUGAUCGGCCUCGGUCUCGGAAUCGACGAGGAUGACGUUCCUCCUCUGGUCGAAGAGUCGAACCCCCUGGACGACCUGCCACCUCUCGAGGGCGACGACGAGGACGCCACCAGGAUGGAGGAGGUCGACUAGACGCCCCCGUCCGUUCGACUCACUGGACUGAAAGGCAAUCAUUCCUCACGACUGAAUAGAUUAUUUUUGUCAUGAAGUUGCGUGAUUGUGAGCGUGGGAUUAAUCAUUUCAUAUCAUAUGUCUGAGUCUCAUCACUACUUACUAUUUAUACAUGCACACCAUGGAUACGAUAGGCCAUAUAAUUGGACUGCCUUAGCUGACUGCAAUUGGACUGUCUGAGGCAUUAGUCAUUAAUAUAAGUAUUUUUUAAAUAAACGAAUCCUUUAGUA
Molecule: messenger RNA, 2559 nt
Organism: Penaeus chinensis
Lineage: Eukaryota; Metazoa; Arthropoda; Malacostraca; Decapoda; Penaeidae
Product: heat shock protein HSP 90-alpha-like
Exons: 5
Coding region: 119-2290 (723 amino acids)
Biological process (GO): cellular response to heat; protein folding; protein stabilization
Cellular component (GO): perinuclear region of cytoplasm; protein-containing complex; cytosol
Molecular function (GO): ATP hydrolysis activity; disordered domain specific binding; ATP binding
Source: RefSeq, a predicted model, not a curated record